AUGGGAUGUGGUGGCUACAGCAAGAUAAGCAAACCAGAUGUGAACGGAGCCAUUUAUCGCAAGAUCACUAAGGAGCAAGUGCACGUGGAGCUGGGAAACAAGGUCAAGAUUCCAGACAAUGGACCAACCAUCAUUUUUGUUUAUGGUGAGUUAGCCUUUCAGACAUAUCAUCAUAUAAUUUAUUUGAAGUAAUUCUAGGAGUUAGCCUUUCAGACAUCAUAUAAUUUAUUAGAAGUAAUUCUAGGAGUUAGCCUAUCAGACAUUAUGUAAUUAGGUAGGAGUAAUUCUAGGAGUUAGCCUUUCAGACAUCAUCAUAUAAUUUAUUAGAAGUAAUUCUAGGAGUUAGUCUUUCAGACAUCAUGUAAUUUAUUAGGGGUAAUUCUAGGAGUUAGCCAAUCAGGCAUCAUGUAACUUAUUAGGGGUAAUUCUAGGCAGUGGUUUAGCUAGGGUUGGUGUCACCCGGUGCGAUAAACUCAUGGUGUCUCACCCCCCCCUCCCCUAACUUCCACGAUGGAUUUCUUCUUGUUUAAAAAAAGUCCACAGUAUAACAAUGAUAAGAACAGAAACAAGUUAAUUAAAUUCAAGGAGGUAAAUGUCUUUAAGUACUAUAACAAUGUAAAGUUAUAGUUAUUUUUACAAUAAAUUUACUUUAUUUAAAAUUUUCCUCUCCUGGACUUCAAAGCUGCAAACCUGUCAAUCACUUGUUCAAGCUCAAUAUCCUUCUCUGUAUUACUUUUAAUUGAUAGAGCCAGAUCAGAAAGCCAUGGUGGUUCAUAAAUAAUUCAUUAUAAGCAUUAUCUUCUAUAGGCCUAUAUAUUAAGGGCCACGCUCAAUUUAUUAAUUAGCUAUGAAAAGUUCCGCCACAGACACACAGAUCAUAAGAAACAAUUGAAGGCAUAGUGAGAGUAUUGGAAGAGAUUCUAGAAAGUCCCAUUCAGCUAUGAAUUUGUAAAAAAUCAAAUACUAACCUGUCCACGACUUUGUGAUAUUCAAUAUCAACUGCCUUUAGGUGUCUUUUAAGCCUUGCUAUUUCUUUUAAAAGUUCAUCCUCUGAUAACUCAUCGGAAAAAGAUGUUAAUUUUAGAACGGACACCAAUAACUCUUCUUCACUUGCUGAUAGUAGACUCUUAGGUUGAACAGCCCCAAAAUAACUGCUACUUCCUUGAUCGCUGAUGAUAUAAUCUGGAGUUCAGAAUGAAAGCCAUCAAUACACCCCAUCACCUCCACACUGUUUUCUUUCACAGAGGGAGUCUGGCGUUUAUUAAUUAUUCUCCUGCCAUUAUCUUCUAAAACCUUAAUUUUCUCUCUACCGAAAAUCCAUUAUGGUCUGAUUUUAAAAGUUCCUUUUCAAUAGCAUGUUCCACCAAGUGACAGCGCUUCUGGUGCAGAAACAAUCUUAAGACCUCUUAGGUUGGUCAUCCCUUUGUCAGGAGUAAAGCCUUUAGUCUGCCAAUACUGAUGUGUAAGAUUAACAUCCUCGAGUAGAUUAGCCCAAAGGUAAAGGUAACAGAUAAACGUGAAAUCAGAAACAGCAUGUAAAAGACCUUGUUUUGUAUGACAAUAGUGCUCAAAUGUUAAGGGGUGGUACUAGUGUGGAAUUGGUGAAAAUAUUUACUUUGGAGUAUUUUGUGUUUCCAGUUUUUUGGUUUCAAAAACCUUUUUUUUAUAAAUAUAUAUACAUAUAUAUAUAUAUUUUUUUUAAAAAUUAAUUAAAAGAUAUUAGAAUAUUUUGUAAAAUAUUAUUUUGUUAACCCUAUAAAUGGGUAAAAAUAUGUGUUUUAAUAUAAUGUUUUUAAUUUUUACCGUUUCGAUUCAUAUACUAAGAAUCGCCCUACCAUAUCGUAUUUGGUAUCAAUGGAAAGCUUUAUUUCUCAGAAUUUAGAUAAAUAUAGCUUCCUGUCAUUUAUGAAAGUUACCGAACACUUCAACCAGUGUUGAAUCAUGGUCAAAACUGUGUUUUUCUGACAUAAUUAGAGGGUUACAUUAUUUUUGACGCACCAACUUUGAACUUUAAUUAAAAUACGCAUUUGGAUUGGCUGCAUGUGUGGAACAUUUACUUAUGAUCCGUUAUCCUUUUAAGAAAUAUGGUUAGUACGAGCAGUGUGUGCUCUGUAUAUAUGCAUUUUUAAAUUUGGUGUCACCCCUUGGAUGGUGUCACCAGGUGCUGUCCGCCCCCCCCCCCUAGUUACGCCACUGAUUCAAGGAGUUAGCCUUUCAGACAUCAUGUAAUUUAGUUGGGGUUACUCUAGGUAUGUGUUAUUUUUCUAUUUAUUCAUCUUUCACUGAAGGUAUCAAAUGGUAAAUGCAAACUACUCUAAUACUUAUACACAAUCUGUGGGUGUAUUAUUUGUGUGCUGCAUAUGCUAAUAAAAUGCUGGACUAGACAUAAACACUAAAUGGUUGCAAUGGUAGCAUUUUCUGCCUCUUUAACUUGACAAUGAAGGUUCAAUUUUGUACUGAGUCAUCUGCAGCUAAUAGCCUGGAGGAAUGGAUUUAUUAGUCAAGUUAGGGAGCUUUUCUUUGAGAUGAGGUUUAACCCUGAGUAAAAAAACAACUCAGGCACCAAAGUGGGAAGACAGCAGUCAAUUUGGGGCACAUUAUUAAAAUCGGUUUUCUAUCCAAAAACAGCUUUAGGCUUACUAGCUAAGCUGAAGUUGCCAGAAUACGAGGCUGGAGUGUGCAAAACUUUUUUUUUUUUUGAUGCUGUCAAACAUUGUGAGAAUUUGACGGAUGGUCAUACACAUGCGAUCAUUGCAUUAAAAAUUAAUAAAAACAAAAUUUAAGUAAGAAAAAUAGAUCUGUAGUAAAAACUAGUUACAAGUCCCCUCCAUGGCAGUGGCUAUUUCUCUAUCAAGUAUAAAGCUGUAUGUCAUACGAUGCUAAUUCAAAAAUGUAGUGUUAGCUUAUUGUCUGUCAUUAUCAUCUGUGUUGAAUUGCUACUUCUUAAGUUAAAUUCCAGGUUUUUUGUUUUUUUUUUUGCUUCAAAAGCCUUAAGAACAUACUUAAGCUCCUACACACAAUUAAGGACAUGUUAUUUUUAGGAAAACAUUUUACAGACUGUCCGUACAUUUAAGGAUGGUUGACAACCCUGCCCUCCCUCCCCCUAUAUCUCUUUGAGUGAGAAGAUUUAGCUUAAAGGCUUACUUGUCUUGUUAAUUUCCUGAAUCCUGAGAAAUGUGUAUUUAAUUUAAGCCCAAGAUAAAAUUGAUUUUUAAAAAAAUUCUUUAACUAAUCUCAACCAUGUUAAAAUUCAAAAUGUUUUUUUGUUCUUUCCAAUGUCGACUCUGUCUGUGCCUAAUCAGUUUAUUCAGUGUGACAGACCAUUCAAGAGCAGGUGAAUUAAACUUAAAAUACUAUUUAAUGACAUUCACAAGUACUAGACCAGAAAACUGUACACAUAUAAUAAAUGUUUUUUAUUUUUGUUUGCCUCUCUUCCAGGUUCAUUAGUAAUGUUAAAAAUACUUAUAAAUGGAUGCUUCCAAUUACACACUGACUUGAGCAAAGUAGUUGGGCAGUUUAUUGAUUGCUCGUUUUAAAUGUACUCUAUUUAAACCCACACAAAUUUCAACAACAACAAAAACUACUGACAGCUGUUUCUAAUUUCUGCAAGGGUGCCUGUAAUCAUUGGUAUCGUUGUGAGAGCAACCCUCUCAUUUUUUUUUGUCUGUUAAAGUCAGAGAUGUCCAUAUAUUUGGCCUGUAAUGGAGGGUCUGUUCGGUCUCAUGUUGAGUGUUGAGGCUUUCGAAAUGAACAGAAAUUACAAUUGCUGCUGAGAUUGUAUCCAACUAACAUAGAGUUACAGAGUCUAAUUUUUUUUGUGGUAAUAUUUUGUGGCAAGCUGACUCUUUUAUUUUCCUUUAUGUGUUACACAUUAGCCUGGUUAAUAUUGCUAUCCAAAAAAUAAUUAUUUAAAAUGAAUUCAACCGGGUCGCUUUACAAACUGCAUUGUAUUAAGUAUUAAGUGCAUAAACAAGAGCUUCUUAAAGUGGUGGUUAAUCACAUCAUGUAGUUAUGGUUGUUAACUUGAGAUUUAUAUUGGUUAUUAAUCAUAAGUUGCCCAUUGGGUGUUAACAGAAUUUUGAAUUUAUAAUUUAUUGUUGCUUCCAAUCAUCUGCUUCUUAUAUGUCUCCACACCCACCUACCAUCAUCCCAACCCCCAUCCCAUGCCUACCCCAUUGACUUAACCCUAACCUCCCCCCCCCCCCCCUCCCAUCUACACCCCCCUCCCCCCCCCCCCUCCCCACCCCCCUCCCCUGCCUACCCCCUUGACUUAACCCCAACCCCCCCCCCCCCCCCCAUUGACAUAGCCAUACCCUGUCCCCCACUGACCUAGUGACAUGUCCGUACCCUGCCCCCAACCAUUGACAAACAGACCUACAGCUAGGGUUUCAUUGGGUGCCUAUACCUAGAGUUUGAGUACAUUUAGUGGUUAUAGCUAGGAUUUCAAUGAGUGCCUAUAGCUGGGUUUCAUUCAGUGCCUUUAGCAAGGGUUUCAUUGAGUGCAUAUUGCUGGGUUUCAUUGAGCGAAUAAUACAAGGGUUUCAUUGAGUGCAUAUUGCUUGGUUUCAUCGAGUGCAUAUAGCUAGUGAUGCAUUGAGUGCAUAAUGCUAGGUUUUCAUUAAGUAGGUGUAGCUAGGGUUUCAUUGAGUGCAUAUAGCCAGGGUUUCAUUGAGUGCAUAUACCUAGGGUUUCAUUAAGUAGUUAUAGCUAGGGUUUUAUUGUGUGCCUAUACCUAAGGUUUGAGUGUCGGUAGCUAUAGUUUCAUUGCAUGCAUAAUGCUAGGGUUUCAUUGAGUGCCUAUAGUUAGGUUUUUAUUGAGUGCAUAUACCUAGAGUUUCAGUGUCUAUAGCUAGGGUUUCAAUAAGUGGUUAUAGCUAGGGUUUUAUUGAGUGGCUUAGCUAGCAUGUCAGUGAGUACUUAUAGCUAGGAUUUGAUUGAGUUCCUAUAAAUGGGAUUUCAUUGGGUAAAAAUGGCACAUUGACUCAGAUUAAGGUGAAGAAAAUACAAAUUUAAAAUGUAUUUUCAAAAUAAAUUUUUAUAUCAUCUAACUUUUUAUCAUCUGAGCUAAAGCAUUUAUUCAUAAUGUUACCCCAUUGGCUAGAUUUUUCUGAUUAAAAGUAUUCAGUUACUUGGAAAUGUCAUAUCUGGCAGGAAGUCUGUAAUUCAGAUGUGAGAUGAGUUUCUAUAACGUGACAGUCUCUUAAAUAUUUUAAAUGCUCUCACUGUUUUAUCUUAUCUUUUAUAUAUAUAUUUGGUAUUGAACGAAACCCAACGUCUGCUCUGUGGAGCAACGGGGAUGUUACCUGCCCCUGAUUUAAGAGGUAGGGAGUUGGAAGAUGUAUGGUGUUGUCCCCAGCUGUGGGUAAGGGGCCAAAUGGAAUGGACUUGUUGGUCAAGUAAGGGCCAUUCUUGGUUGAGGAGGUAAGCUCUCAGCCAGCGGGGUCAAAAGACUGCAUCCAACUUUGCAUGGAACUAAAAGUGGUCAAUCAACACAAAAAUAUGCAGUCUAUACAAACAUUGCAGUCUAUACAAACAUUGCAGUCUAUACAAACAUUGCAGUCUACACAAACAUUGCAGUCUAUAGUUACAAACAUUGCAGUCUAAAGGUACAAACAUUGCAGUCUAUAAAAACAUUGCAGUCUAUACAAACAUUGAAGUCUAUACAAACAUUGCAUUCUAUACAAAAACAUUGCAGUCUAUACAAACAUUGCAGUCUAUACAAACAUUGCAGUCUAUACAAACAUUGCAGUCUACACAAACAUUGCAGUCUAUAGUUACAAACAUUGCAGUCUAAAGGUACAAACAUUGCAGUCUAUAGUUACAAACAUUGCAGUCUAUAGUUACAAACAUUGCAGUGUAAAGGUACAAACAUUGCAUUCUAUACAAACAUUGCAUUCUAUACAAACAAUGCAGUCUAUACAAACAUUGCAUUCUAUACAAACAUUGCAGUCUAUACAAACAUUGCAUUCUAUACAAACAUUGCAUUCUAUACAAACAUUGCAUUCUAUACAAAGAUUGCAGUCUAUAGAAAAAAUGCAUUUUAUACAAACAUUGCAGUCUAUACACAAAUGCAGGGUAUACAAACAUUGCAUUAUAUACAAACAUUGCAUUCUAUACAAACAUUGCAUUCUAUACAAACAUUGCAUUCUAUACAAACAUUGCAUUCUAUACAAACAUUACAUUCUACACAAACAUUGCAUUCUAUUCAAACAUUGCAUUCCAUACAAACAUUGCAUUCUAUACAAACAUUGCAUUCUAUACAAACAUUGCAUUCUACACAAACACGUGUUGAAAUGGCAUGGGAACUGGAUAGCUUCAAUGAAGCAACAGCAAAGUGAGAGAGAGAGAGAAAAAGCUUUCCCCUUAAAUAUCAUUCAAGUCAACUCAGGCUUUUGUUAAGAGAAUAGAUUUUCUGUCUCACUUCUCCAGACAUGAGAAUCAAUAAUUUACCUGAAGCCUUCAAGCUUAAACUCUUAACUGUAUCACAAAAAAACAAAAGAAAUAUUUUUUUACCUUUUAAAAAAAAAAAUUUUCCUUCAAAAACAAAACCAAUUCAAGUCUACAUCCUGGGAGUAAUGACGCUGUCGAGGGUCGUGACGCUGUCGAGUGUCGCCAGCUUUUGUUUUACAGCAGGGGUGUCCAACCUUUCAGCUUCCCUGGGCCACAUUUGAAGAAGACACAUUUUUUGGGCCACAUAUAAAAUACACUAAGAAUAGCUGAUUAUAAAAAUCCUAUAAUUUAUGGUCAACAUAUUAAAGUACUUUAAACUUCAUUAAUUCAUGAAUUUUUUUCUAUAAAAGUGAAACAUGAAAUUAUUGAGAUGUUUGACAUUGGUUUUGAGACCCUAGUUGCAAUGAUCAGUGAGUUCUGAAGGUGCUAAUAUGAUAUUUUGGUUCUGGUUUUAUUCUUCGCAUGCUUGAUCCUUGAAAAGUGCUUGUCGCAAAUGUAGGUGCUUUCAAAAGCAACGGCAUGAAUAAGGCAUGAUUUUAAAGCCAAGGAUAUUUUUCUCUGGGUAGAUUAAUCUUAUAGAAGUUCAGUGAAAAGAAAUUGUGAAAUUUUUCUUAAAAUUCAAUGAAAUACUAUACCUCUGUUCAUUCCAUUUGAAAAUUGGCAGGUAAUAUGAUUAUGUCGACUGAAAAUGGAGUUGCAAAUAUACCAAAAGAUUAGUGAUCUUUCAGGAAAUCUUGAAACCAGUUGUCAAAUUACUGUAUCAAAUAUUAUUUUCACUGUAUCAUGUUAACAUAUCAAAAUGCAUACAAUUGCUUGGCAUCAUUUGAGAUUGCCAUAGUUUCAGUUUUAUUUCAAGCACUAUUUUAGUUAGAAAACGUUUUAUAUUAAAAAGUUUGUUUUCACCCAGAAGACGCAUUCUAAUCAUAGAAAUGAGCAGUCAAGUUUGCCAAAAAAAAAAGUCAAAUCUGUGAGCCAAUUUUUGUCAUCAAGUUCUGUCUAAAAAAAAAAAAAUUGAUUCCAUAAACAACUUGAUUUCAUUUGGCAAGUCAUAAAAUCUUUUCAACAUUUUAUCAUCUUACUUCUAAAAAAUAAAUGAUGCCCUGAAAGUCAACAUCCAUAAAUUUAAGGAAUUCCUCGAGCUUGGCAAUGAUUCCAUCCCUUGGUCCUUAUGAAAUUUACAGCCCAAAUGACACUCUUGUGAUGUUAUCCUUAACGCUUUUUGCUCAUAAAUGUUCUUGGUGUACUAUGCAGUGUUAUUUCAUCAUAGAUUAAUUUGGUAGACCAUUGCAUAGUCUUCUAUUAAUUUUACAAGUUCAUCUCUAUUUACUUUACCUAUCAUUGCUGAGGCACCACUAGUAGCUAUACCAGAUAUGUACCCAAUGGACAAAGAAAAUCGCAUUAACAUAUUUUAGUAUCGCAUAUAAAAUAUCUUAAGUAUAAGAGAGGAGUUAUAAAAUCUCUUUCUUCUGCCAAGUAAGACAUUAGACCAGUAAAAUUGGAUUGUAUUUUCAGUCAAAAUCUCAUAAAGUUUGUAAGUUUAUGAUUCUUUUGUUGGGCACCAUUCAAAGCCAUUGUGGCUGCAUGUGGCCCACGUGCCUUGGGUUGGACACCCCUGUUUUACAGUGGCUUACAGAAGAAGAUGAAAAAAAAAGUAUUGUUUAUUGCAGUGGACUAAAAUAAAAAGCCUUGUGUCAGUUUUGAGGCAAACUUUCUGAGUAAUGAUGAUACAAUAAUUGUUCUUUUUUUUUUAUUUUAGCUUAUUAGAUAUUUCCAAAGCUGCUAAAAAUGGAAUAGUUAUAUUCGCUGUAAUCAUAAGCAUGUGACCAAAAUGUACGUACAAAACAAUGAAUUCGAGACAUCCCUUUGAGAAGCACUGCAAUCAUCAGUUCACGUGUCUCAAAUACUGGACUUUUCAAAGCCCUUUCCUGCUCCCACAAAGUAAUUGAUGUCAUUAAUUGUAAAAAGAUGUUUUGGCCCUUGCGCCCUCAACUGUACCUUAUUUUUGGUAAUUUCAGUUGGAUACCAUACCUUUAGCACAUCUCUUGUCUUAGUUUUCAUAUCAACAUGGUAGCUCACAAAAGGAAUUUGGUUUGUUGGUCUGUUAUCUUUCUAUCUGUUAUUUCAAACAUUUGAAACCCAAAUAUGCAUGGAGAGUCACAUCUAUAGGUCAGUGGCAUGAAUUGGAAAAGAAAUAAUUUCUUCAAACCUGUGAUAAAGUAAAACUUAGCACACAUAUUAACUUUGUGAGAGUACAAAAUCAACAUACAAAUCUUUAAACAGAACUAGAUCUCUUCAAUGUAAAUUGACUUAUAUACACAUGUUUUUCUUGUCACAAUGUUAUUGGCCCAAUUAUCUUGAGCAGUUUUGAAAAAUAUAAAAAAAUCAAUGGAUAAGUUGUCCAUCCGUGGAAUAAAUAAAUGUCUCAGACCAAUUUUAUUUAAGGAGACCAUUUCUAAACUGAUAGCAGUUAUAGAUUUUAACAAACAACUUUGUUUUUUUUUUGUUUUUUUUCAGCCUCAAAAUAUUUUUUUUUUAUUUAACUGAACACCAAACUUGUAUAUAUCCCUUGACCACUUGAACUAGGUAGUGUUUAAGAUGAUGUCACCAAUCUUUGACCUAUUAACGAGCCUAACAGAGCUGGUGGCAGUGUGUGGAGGCAAUCAAUUUUUUAUCUUAAAUUGAAACUUCAUUUCUUGCCUCUUUAAGUUCUAAUGAAAUCAAUAAUUGAGUCAGAAUGCUCUUUGUUGUGUAAUGGCACUGGAUUUUUACUCCAUUUGAGUCAUGCUUAGGAUUUUUUUCAGUGUUAAUUGAAUGAUUUUAACCUUGCUCUAGUAAUUUUAUUUCUUGCAACAGAUAAGAAUAAAAAAAAAAUUUUAAUUUUUUUUUUUUUAAAUAAAUAAAGUUGUGUUUGUUUUGGAGGAGGCAGUUGGAAGAUGAAUUAUUCUUGAUUAUAAAAUUAUCAUUUGAACUUUUACACCCUUGUCCUAUUUUUAAUUCAGGCAAGAUUUUAUUUGCUCUGAGAUGACUGCUAAAAGCUUACAUAAAAAAAAAAAACCUUGUAGAUUUAUAUAGCAAAUCCUGGAUAAAUUACAUUAAAAAAAUUUGCAUCAAAUAAUGUUCUGCUAGGCAGUUGCUUAAUUAUCCACCAGCGGCAUUGAGUUAUCUAUCUAACUUUUAAAAAAAAUUAUUCCUGAGGGAAACAUUGCCUCUACAUAUUGUGUACGCUGUUGUCUUCUUCUGUACAGGGGGUCCUGGCUCAAAGAAAGGUCGGCUGGUCUCAGAGUUGUCUGAGGUCUUUGACUUCACCUUUAUUAAUGUGGAGAAAAUCAUGCUUCAGAAACUGGCAGAGAACAACCGCGAUGCAGACGCUAGCAACGAGCAUGGAGACAGAAAAGAAUCUGUGCAUGAGUUGAAGAGAAUGCUGGAGGUAUUGUAGAAAUGAUAUUGCCCGAUAUUUGAUGUUUUAUAGUUACUUGGACUGUAGAGAAAAGUUAAAAUCUGCACUAGAUUUUAGUUGGAUUAUUUGUCUUAUAAAUUUAUUGCCAUCUCCAUUACUCUCACUUUUGUUAAUGGUGUAAAAACUUCUCUGUUCCAUUUAUAUUCACAUACAUUUUGAAGUUGUCCCCCAAUUGUAAUAAUUCAGACGCUUGUUGUGUAAACAGAUUGUUUAAUUGACCCAUUUAGAAGUGUCCUUUGCAUGUGUCUUUAUAUUUGUGUCAAUACAUUUUUAAAAAAAAAUAACUCAUCAAAAGCAUAGGCAAUGAUAGACCUGGUUAGAGGAUAUAAUAAAAAGAUCUCCUCUUUCUCUUAAAAACUGGUUGUUUUUGCAGUGUGGCGGGGAUGCACUGAGAAUCUGCCCAUUGAAAUCACAACUGGGAAUCAUUAAUAAAACAAAAAAAUUAAUUGAUUUUUUUUGUUCAGACUUCAAAUUUGAGAAGUUUCGUAAUAAUGGGAACUGCCCUGGAAUUUAUCAGAUUGAAAUUUUCUCCUUGAGUUUGUUUGGAGACCCUAUAAUAUAAUUUCUGAACAGAGAUGAUGAGUGAUUGUGGAAUGAUGCUGAUGAAUUAUAAAUCAAUAAAAGUAUACAUGGGCAAGCAUAGAACACAUUCAGGGGAAAUGAAUUCUUUGGGUACAAGGUCUUAUCGAGUGCUUGAUAUUUAUGUAAACUGCACAGCCCACUCCCUUCCCUCUCACAGUACAUUUAUUUUAAUAUUUUUUUUUUUAAGCUACAAGGACAAUGCCUCCCCCCAAACACACACACACACCCAACCCCCCCCCCCCCCCCCCUUGGUGCAUUUUUAACCUUUAGCACUAGGCAUUUAGAAUAUUACAAUAAAAUGAUGCGUAAAGGCAAUGGGUUAAACAGGCCACUUACCUAAAUUAUUGCCCCAGCUUGUGUGUUUUGUGUUUUAAUGUUAAGCUUUGGGUGCAAAGGGGGGGGGGGUAAUUUUUAGUUUAGCUGAUAGAAAACAGAGAUAUCUCACAAAAUACAUUGUGUUACAUUGUGUUGAGGGAAUAAUAGGUACUUAUGUUUUUAGAUAUAAAAAAAUGUGCAUGCAAGAGUCAAGUUGCGAAUAUCAUUGCUAAUGAUCAUGUAAAAAUUUAGAUUUAUUUUAAAUUGCAAGAAUCAAUUUAGGGAAAGCUCUAACAAAUAUUUAAAAAUGUGAUUUAUUUAUCUGGUUCAAGAUAACUGACAGCAGUAAAAUCUUCAUUUAUCAUGUUGAAGUAGUAGUCAAGCAUUGUACCAUGGCCUUAUCUCUCUAUUAAAUGUUAACUCAGACAAGGAAGCAAAGUAUUCCCCAUCUCAAUCACCUGUGGUAUGCUCUUAUACUUGUAUAAGUUAUCUGACUGGCUAAGACAUGGACCAACAGUACAUUUGCAUCAUUGUAAUUAUUAUCAGUUUAACAAAUUAUAAGCCUUGAUUGUUUAACCAAAGAGUUUGGCAAGGGAGGCAAAACAUAAAAAGAGGGGAGGAAAAGCAAAUUUUUGGCUAAACUUAUAAAUGUACGCAAUAUAAUUUUUCUGACAUUUUUAUUGCUUAUUUGAAAAAAACAACAAAUUUUAUAUUGAUACAAUUUCUAGGAGGAUCCUACCACCAUCUCUUUGUCGUGGAUCUUGCGGGAAGUCACAACUUCAGUCGACAAAAACCCUCGGGGGAGGUACCUGGUGGACAUGAUGCCUAAUUUAAAAUAUAUUAUUCGGACAGCUAACUUCUCUCAAGACUGCUCCAGCAAUAUGGCUGUCUUUGAGAAAAAGGUGAAAAUGGAUUUUUAAAAUUUACACCUUGUUUAAUCUCAAUUCUUUUCUAUUAAUCUUGUGCUCUGAAAAGUGUUUAGUCUUCAGUCUUGUACACUCAAAGAAGUGUUUAGUGAUACCAGAGAAUUGCUAACUGUUCGUUUAAACAUUUUAAGAAAAUCACACGGAUAGUAAGGUAGAUCAGGGUGACUAGUUUAAUAAGACCCAAAGAUUGUAGUUACAUACAUCCCUCCUCAUUAUAUCAUGCUCAAGCCGAACGCCCACUUAAAAACUGUGGAUUUUAAACAGAAUAUUUAUUGAUUUUGAUAGGGUCUUCUAUUUUAGUGACAACUUAAAUGAUAACCCCCGAAUUAAUAUUUAUUUUUUAAAAUGACUAUAACCAUAUCCUUUUGGUUUAGAUGUUUCCUUAUUGGAACAAAGAAUACAUAGAAAAUUCAUUUUUUUAAAAUUUUCUUGAAGGUUUGAAACAAUACUUGAUUUUUUCUAGAUAACUCCGUAUCAUUUAAAGAUGAUGAGAAGAUUGUGAACAAUUCAUUUGCAUCUAAAAUAUUGUGGGGAAAUUUUAUUUCUUUAAGUUUCUAGACUUAUGUUGGAAUUUCCUCAAUAUCCUUAGUGAAACAGGAAUCCUUACAUGAAUUGACUGAAUUUUUAUUUAUUGUCAUUUGCUGGCACUUUUAAAAUCAAGCUAAUUCCUCCUCCUAACAUUUCUUUCAGUACCCGAUCUCAUUUAGCUUAUAUUUUUCAAUGAACAUGAACACGAAAACUAAAGGUUCCAAGAAGGUAGAG
This is a messenger RNA of Lymnaea stagnalis (great pond snail), 12492 nucleotides long. Lineage: Eukaryota; Metazoa; Mollusca; Gastropoda; Lymnaeidae. The record is from the annotation of a GenBank genome assembly.